AUGUCUGAAAUAAAAGAACAACUAAAGUCAUUGUCAAACAGUUGGCCUGAACUGGAUUUAGCUACUCUCCAGAUAAAGUAGGUGAUCUGGUGGGCUUUAGACCGCCCAGCUCUGCUUACCACACUGCUCCUUUGACCAUGUGGCUGUCUACCAUCAGGGAUGUCAACGGAUGACCGUUAAUCUGUUAAUUGCUGUGAAUAUAAAAAUAAAUGAAUAAUGACUAAUAUAUGAAUAAUAAAAUAUUUCAUCACGUCUAAAUGGAUGGUGCAUUGAAGUGCAGCCCUAAAGCUCACUGAGGCAGCAGAGCGCCCGACUUAAAGGGAAAGGCCUCUUGUAUUUCAAAGCCUUUUUUGUUUCUUAAAAAUUAACCAGUGAGUUACUGAUUAAUGGGUGUUGGCCUAUCAAAAGCAAAAUCUACUUUCUACCAUCAUGACAAAUAAGUAUUUUUUUUUUCUUUUUUUUUUUUUUUUUACAUGUCUUCACUUUCAUGUGUCCUUUCCUCACCCAGGAUUGUGAGCCCAUAGUGGAUGGGGUAGGCAAGUAUACCUACAUACAUCCUGCCAGACUGAAGAUUGCCAGAGUGGACCUUAAACACAACUCCUCCUACACCUGUACUCUGAACUUCACUCUGGGUGGCGUUAUGGGAUCUGUGUCAGAGACCAUUGCUGCAUGGGUAUCAGAGAUGUACACUUUGACCCCAGAAGUCCACGAACCGGCCAAUGAAAUAAUCAAGAAACCAAUGGGGUCAAAUUUCAGGAAGCGAUGCCGAGUGUUUGUACCGUGUGUCGGGAAUCCCUUCGUUGAGAUCACCUGGUUGGUCAGAAACAAGUUAAUUUAUAGUACCAACCCCUCUGACCGCAUCUACACCACAGAAGAACGUAUGUGGCGCCAGGAUAAACCUAAAAAAGGUUUAUGGUUGGAGCAGGUGCUGAUAAUUUCUGAGCUGAAGGAGAAGGACUUCGACACCAACUACACCUGUCGAGCGUACAGUGCCAGGGGCAUUCCUGAAGGCUACUUUACUCUGCUACCAGAAGAUCCCGACGUCAUGCUUCCCAUUGGAUCGGUGCUUGGUGGUGUGACGGUUCUCUUCAUUACCAGUGUCGUCAUCUACUACCUUUUUAAGGUGGACAUCGUGCUGUGGUUCAGGAGAGCAUUUCCAGUCCUCUAUACUAACACAGAUUUGGAUGGGAAGUUGUACGAUGCCUAUGUGGCAUACCCACAGUCCUGUGCUGUCGGGCUCAGUAAGGAAGUGGAGGUGUUCGCCCUUCACACACUACCUCAAGUGUUGGAAAAGGCCUGCGGUUACAAACUCUUCAUUGCAGGUCGUGACUGUGUUCCCGGGGGGGCCAUCGUGGACUCAGUGGAAGAGAACAUACAAGCUAGUCACCGCCUCCUCCUGCUCUACACCGCCUCCACUUUCACCACCAAAAGACACACAAGCAGCACCAGCAGCGGCAACAACAACAACAACAACUCAAAGAGCAGCGAUAACGGUGACAACAACGACAACAGCGACAGUAAAAACAGCGACCAGAGUUUAGACGGAGGUGAAGAAGUCUAUCCUGAUGCCAGGCAGCAGCUGGAGUGUGUGGCUGCGAUGCACAGAGCGCUGCUGGAGAAAUCUCUAAAGGUGAUUCUGGUGGAGUUGGAAGAGAUCACCCCGGCUCAGCUGGCUCUCUUCCCAGAGUCAGUGCGUCACCUGAGGAAGAAGCAGGGCGCCGUGUGUUGGUGGAAGAACCAGAGGAUGAAGAAAACGUGGACGACAUGCACAAGGAGGGGAGAGGAUGAGGAGAAAGGUGGACAGGAGACGCAGCUGUCACCAUCCCUUUCUCCUUCUUCCAGGUUUUGGAAGGAGAUCAGAUAUCGUAUGCCGGUGAGGGGCAAGAGGGCGGUGUACCCCGAAAAAACUGCCCUGCUGAACUUGUGAGGUUUUGGACCAGAGAUCAGCUGGUUUCUAAUGUAAAUAUGUACAGUGAUGAAUCCUGUCGCACACAGAUGAUUCAGAAAUACUGUGUCGUAUCAGAGGCUGCGAGGUACAAGAGAAUUUACAAGAGAAUUAUUUCAUAUUUUAUAAUAUAUAUUUUUAAGUUAAAAAACAUUAAAAAGUUCACAAGUAGCCAUUUUGUUCCAAUGCAACCCUCGCUUGCAUGUUUGUGCUGCGCCUGUACCCCAUUGACUGGUGUACCAUAACCUCUGUGUGUGUGUGUGUGAGUGUGUGUCUGUGAGUGUGUGUGUGUGUGAGAGAGGGGAGAAGAGGGGAGGGGCGGGGGGAGUCCUUUGUUUAUACUCCCGCGUUAGGCUAAGGCUAGCUAGUCUACAGUCCGUUGCAAUGGAUUGUUUUGUGAUCAAGAAAAAAUCGUAGAUGGUAUGAGGAUUACAAAUGGCUGGAAUAUUCAUAUUAAUAAUGCAUAUGGAAUAAAUGCACUUGCUGUUGCAUUUUGGAUGUAUUGUCUGGUUAUUGGCAGGCGCAUGGGCGCUGUCCGGUGCUGAAUCUGUCACCUUUGCACGUGAAACAUUUUUGCCAUUACCUUGUGGUCACUUGUAUUAGGCUUAACUAUUUUGUUGGACAUUCUUUGGCCAAAUUCAGUUAAAACCACUUUUAUACCGAACAUGCUUGUGCUGUGUAUCAUAGCUGCUUUUAUUGAAAAAACACGAACCUCCUUAUAAAGUAA
Epinephelus moara (kelp grouper) is the source of this 2672-nucleotide messenger RNA. Its product is annotated as interleukin-1 receptor type 1-like. Lineage: Eukaryota; Metazoa; Chordata; Actinopteri; Perciformes; Serranidae. The transcript has 8 exons. Gene Ontology annotation, biological process: signal transduction. The record is from RefSeq and is a predicted model, not a curated record. The coding region runs from base 488 to 1927 and encodes 479 amino acids.